Molecule: messenger RNA, 4872 nt
Organism: Botrytis fragariae
Lineage: Eukaryota; Fungi; Ascomycota; Leotiomycetes; Helotiales; Sclerotiniaceae
Exons: 3
Coding region: 1-4872 (1623 amino acids)
Cellular component (GO): membrane
Source: RefSeq, a predicted model, not a curated record
AUGGCAGCACCAUAUUGGGGGCAACUGCCUCCUCCAAAGGUCUCAAGGCAAGGCUCAAUUGGCUCUGCUGCAGAUCCAAAUUCAAGAAAGAACAGUCUACCUGUUGAUACAAAAAAGGACCGACUUGCCUCUCAAGAUCCAAGACGCAAUCGAGAAUCGACACAAACAGAAGCUCCUACGAUAUCUACACAAAGUCCAUUUGCUUCUCCGGUUGCUUCAACCUUUCGGGGAGAUGGUCUAGUCCCUCGACCUCCAUCAUUCCCAUACGAUACUCCCAGCACAUCCUACGAUAACGAUUACUUAGAGAAGAGGAGAAGGCGUGGAGAAAGUCGGAACAAAGACAACCUACGCGAAUUCAACCAGGCUACUUCUCCACCAAUUGCUGCGAAUAAAUCUAGAGCACCUCCAUCAGGUAGCUAUAACGAGCCCGUGGCUAGUGGACCAUUGUUCGCGGAUCAAACUCCAGCAAGAUCGAGGCCAGCUCGCAAAUCGGAUGGUGCCGACACUAUAAAAUCUCAGGAAACGAACUGGGAAGUCCUUGGCACAUCUUCUUCUAUCAGUGAAAGAGAUACUAUUCAAAGAUCUAAUACAACUGGUAGAGGCGACAGUAAGGGCUACUCGCGCAGAGGAGGUCAUACAUCAAGUGGAGAACGGCCUAGACGUAGUCAAGCUUCUGAUUCACAUACUAGAAAAGCUUCAUAUUCUGAAGCGGCAGAGGUCCAACGACGGAAGGAGUGGGCAUCAGACAGGUCUCCUUUACAAAGAUUGGAAUUGACCCUUGACAGCAUCACUAAAGAGGAGAAGCGAGCACGUGUGGAAGAAGCCGAGCGUGUAAUCAAAGAAAAAGAAGGAAAGCCUACACGCACUGUUGAGCAGCCCACACAAAACACAGUCCGCUUCAGAAAUCGACCAGUUGCCAAAGCUCCCGAAGGUGGUUUGCAACCAGAAAGGCGACCGGUUAUCGCCGAAAGCCUUCCGCGAACUUCAAGUAUUAAAUCACAAGAAAGCUUCACACGCAGUGGAUCUGUCCUGGAAAGGAGACCAAUUACACAUACAUCACCUCCAAUUGGUGUUAUCCAGGAAAGAAGUCCCAUUUCUAGUCGCGAUAUCGAGAGCACUUCAAUCCCACAGCGCACAUCCAGUAAAAAGCAAAAGUCUGGGUUACCAGUAGCGGUUGGAGCUGCAGCCGCUGUUGAAACUUCUGGUCCUCUUUACCGAAGCAAAAGCAAUAAAUUGAGAAAAGAUCCACCACCAGAUCAUUGGAGCCGACGCCAGAGUGGGACUGACAGGCAACCUGAGGACGACGUGCUACCUAGUCUUGCAGCGGGUCAACAAGCUCUGCCACUUCCUCGGAGAGCAACAGAACCCAUUUCAUCUAGAAACCUGCCGGUUCGUGAACCAGAGUUUCGUGACGAGUCUCCAUUCGACUCGGAAGAAGAGACGAGGGGCAUCUCCUUUAGGCGGGGACCGAAACGAAAGAUGGAGCAAUUGACUGGGCAGAAUCCAUCUUUAAAGCAUUCGUCAUCUGCCAAAUACGAUCGGAAAACAAGUUCCAUCUCUUCAAAGGAUCAUGCAUAUCCACCUAUAGCUGAUGAUGGUUCCAUUGAUCAAGAGGAGCACCAUGAUCAUCACGAUCAUCAUAAUCUUAGUGAAAUCUUUCAUCACCAUCAUAACUACGAGCCAGGGAAAGGAUUAUAUGCUCCCUCGCAACGACUUACUGAGUGGAAGAAGGGUGAGAAAGCUUUGCUGGCAGGUGCUUUGUUGGACCUUGAAGACGAAGCAAGUGAAAGUGACAUCGGUCCGAAGGGGCCGUGGUGGGAAGCUGGUCACAGCAAGAAACGCUCUGUCAAACAGAAGAAGGCUGAAGCCUAUGACGGGGAAUAUGAUGACAAUAAUGGUACAGUACCUUUAGCUUUUGGUUCCAUGGAAGACUGUGCCGGUUGUAUUGCUGAGCAGCAUCUAUCAACUAAAACUCGCAGCUCUACUAGAUUUGUUAAGUUGCGACCGAAACACAAAUCUGGUUAUGCGAGUAAAGUGAUUGCUGCGAACCAAUCAUCUGACAAGCAGAAAUCCCCUUCUACCCCCCCUACUCCAGAUCAUUCACUAACAUGUGCAAUGCGGGUCAUCCGCGUUCGUCCUGAUAUAGCUCCUACUAGAUUUAAACCACCUCUAUUCCUAAAGUGCGGACCACUUCUACGUUACCAUGGCAUACGUUCCGAAAAGACAUCCAGUCGUUCAGUGGCUCGUGGCCCUUUGCCAGAACGUGAAGUCUGGAGAGGAAGUGUUAUGAUUGUGACUCAGGACUCAAGUUCAUCCUACGAACUUGCUCCAACUCUAAGACUAUUUUUGCAGCCUGUGGAUUUGAUGCCACCCCCGCCAGCACAAGUCGAUGGCCAAGACCUUGCUCCAGAAUAUAUUGACCCUAUCGCAGGAAUGACUAAAAUUGGACGAGAUGGUAGGACGCUCUAUACUCGUCCUGUUGAACAUCUUCCAGAACAGCAAGAUCUCUCAAAGAUUGAAACAGACGAAGGAUUAUUUGAGUCACAUCGAAGCAAUCUUGAUGGGGGCGCAGAUACGAAACGGGCACGCAAGACACAGCAAUAUGAUGGAGAAAAGGCUGGGAAGUUUAAAGAAGUGCGAGGUUUUCGUUUGCAUGCAGACAAGGGGUUCACUUUCUGGAGAUUUAACAUUGAAGUAGAAUUGCGCAGCAAGCAACAAAGAAUUGCCUAUCGGAUCAAUCGUGGCCCAGCUACCGGUUUUUGGGUUCCAGCUCGUGGGCAAGCGAUGAAUAUAAUGUUCUAUAGCUGUAACGGCUUCACCAUGGAUAUUCAUCCAAAUGAUUUUAGUGGACCCGAUCCUUUGUGGAGAGAUGUUCUGAAUACCCAUCAAACACAACCAUUUCAUGUCAUGCUUGGAGGCGGUGAUCAGCUGUACAACGAUCACAUGAUGCAACGAACGACCCUCUUCAAGGAAUGGCUCAAUAUCAAAAAUCCUCUCCGUAAAGAGGCUUUACCUUUUACACCAGAGAUGCAGGAUGAAAUGGAGCAUUUCUAUCUAGACAGCUAUUGUAUGUGGUUCUCUCAAGGUCUCUUUGGAGUCGCCAACUCACAAAUUCCUAUGAUCAAUAUUUUUGAUGACCACGAUAUUAUCGAUGGAUUUGGUUCUUACUCUGAUAGCUAUAUGAAAUGUCCGGUUAUGUCUGGCUUAGGAAGCGUGGCGUUCAAGUACUAUAUGCUCUUUCAACAACAAAGUAGUAUCGAUGAAGGAGAAGAUACAGAGCCUAGCUGGAUUCUGGGAGCACAGCCAGGACCAUACAUUCCUGAAUUAAGUCGAAGUAUCUUCACAGGUCUGGGCCGUGGAAUUGCAUUCCUUGGCAUAGAUUGUCGCACCGAACGAAUGAAUGAUGAAAUUGUUACGGCUGAAACGUACACGAAGAUUUUUGAUCGACUUGAGAAGGAUAUCAUCAAGGGUCAGACAAAGCAUCUCAUUGUUUUACUGGGGAUACCGAUCGCUUAUCCAAGGAUGGUCUGGCUUGAAACUCUCCUCACUUCCAAGGUCAUGACGCCUCUAAAGGCCAUGGGCCGUGCUGGAUUGCUCGGAAAAAGUCUCAUGAAUCAUUUUGAUGGUGGGGUGGAAAUUCUUGAUGAUCUUGACGAUCAUUGGACCGCGGCUCAUCAUAAGGAAGAGCGAAAUUGGUUGAUUCAAGAAUUACAAGAUUUGGCAGCCGAGAAGUCUGUUCGAAUCACAAUUCUAGGCAGUGGUGACGUCCAUCUCGGUGCUAUUGGCCAAUUUUAUUCAAAUCCCAAAUUAAAAAUCCCUAAGGAUCACGAUUAUCGUUACAUGACAAACAUCAUAUCUUCGGCAAUUGUCAAUGCACCACCACCGGAUAUGCUGGCUGAUAUUCUAAACAAACGUAACAAAGUACAUCAUUUUGAUGCAAACACAGACGAGGACAUGAUUCCAAUCUUCACUCAUGAUGUGGAUGGCAAACCUAGAAACAAUAAACGGCUACUCAACCGUCGAAAUUGGUGCUCGAUACGGGAAUAUAAUCCAGCUCUAACUCGUCCUAGUUCACCAGACGCCACUACUUCAUAUGAUGGCAGUAUCUCACCGGUACCUAGACGCGGCCUAUUGCGUCGCUUUACUACCAAAGGCCCUUCAUAUCGUCCCGACGCACCACCCUUAUCAAAUGCAUCAUUCUUCAAUAGACGCCCGUCAUUCUCACGGCCGUCAUUAUCUUUGUCCCGUCGGAAUUCCGCUGAAUCUGCAAGACCAGGAAGCCUGAAAAGGACACUAUCUUUAACACGAAAGGAUUUCACUGGACUUUUCCGACGAAACAGUAAACGCCGAGACUCGGGUGGUAUCAAUGGAUACGGCUCAGAAAGCGAAGACGAUCUAUCCUACAACCCAAAUCUUGAUGGUUCAGCAACUAUGCGUGGUGGAGCAGGCGACGAAUAUUAUGCGUUUGAAAAUGAAGCUCCUCGUGCCACCUCCUACUCUGAAAAACAAGCCGCAACUUCUGUCGCGGGAAGUCAACCACAAGAACCGGUUUUUCAAAGGAACAAAUUUCACCGUACUCCAACUGGUUUAUCUGAGAAACAAAUUCGAAAAGGUAAUUACCAAGAUAUCAAUUUGGAGGGUGGAUUAGAUAUCUGUUUGAAUGUGGAAGUCAAUCAGAAGGAUCCAGCGGGUAUCACUAUGCCGUAUAGACUCUUGGUUCCGGCGCUUUGGUAUGAAGAUGAUAUGGGUGAUGAGGCUGCAAAGAGGAAGAGAGAAUAUGAUUUGAUUUUGUGGUUGAAGAAGAAGAGGGCGACCAAGGGACAAAAGGUGGAUAAUGGAAAGAGACUUGAAACGGCAGGGGAUAGUGCGUAG